Molecule: messenger RNA, 460 nt
Organism: Monomorium pharaonis (pharaoh ant)
Lineage: Eukaryota; Metazoa; Arthropoda; Insecta; Hymenoptera; Formicidae
Gene: Tom7
Product: mitochondrial import receptor subunit TOM7 homolog
Exons: 3
Coding region: 141-305 (54 amino acids)
Biological process (GO): protein import into mitochondrial matrix
Cellular component (GO): mitochondrial outer membrane translocase complex
Source: RefSeq, a predicted model, not a curated record
GAUAAAGUUUUGGAACGCCCUCCAGAGUCCACGAGAUGUCCAAAAGUCCAAAUCCGUCACCAUUUGGGAAUUAACGAUAUUAAUAUAUUGUAUGACACUUUGCGCGAUAUUAAAACUCCAAAAACCCAAAGACAAUCAAAAUGGUUUUAAGCUCCACUACAAAACAGAGAGUAGCCAUCGUCCUGAAUGUGAGCAAAUUCGUAUUUCAAUGGGGUUUUAUUCCUGCUGUUCUCUUUUUAGGAUUCAGCAAGGGUGCAGAUCCAGGCAUGCCUGAGUUAACCUUUAUGAACUUAUUAUGGCAGUAAGCUUUCUAUUAGACAUGCGUCCAUUUUGAAAGAAAACAUGGCUAUCAUUCGUGUUACAUCAAUAUGUUUAUUUACCGUUAUAACAUAAUGUUUCCAAUUGUCAGAGUAAUAGUCUGUAUCUUGGUAAAUAAAUGUUAUAUUAUUGUUAAUUAAAA